UUGAUAAAAGACGAAAAUACCCCAGGUAGACUUUAAAAUGCGGCCGGUCGUCGUCUUCUCUAAUUGUUGCAGUUGCAGAGGGCGGGGAGAGAAACUAUUGAGGAGAGAGAGAGAGGAGAGAAGCCAUCAAGAAAAGAAGAGAGAAGAAGGAGGAGAAACCGCCAAUAAGCGAAGUUGGAGAAAGAAACCAUCAACGAAGAGAGAGAAAGGAGGAGAAACCAUCAAUAAGCGAAGUUGGAGAAAGAAACCAUCAACGAAGAGAGAGAAGCAGGUAGGAAACUUUCCUUGUUUCACAAGAUAGUGACGGUUACGUGCUCUGCAAAACCCUAAAUAGUCACGCGCACCCAAGGAAACAUCAAUCUAGCUACUCGCCGGAAAAUGGCCGGAAAUCAUCGCGGAAACCUUUUCAGUUGACUUUUGGCCGUAAGAGAAGCACGCAAACCCCCGUACCCAUGGCCGUAGAACCGAAGAAGAAGAUAAACCAAAGCCAGCUACAAUGGAAAACCUACGCCUCUAAACUCGUGGAAGCCCUAAGGCAUGUGAGGAAACGGAACGGAAAUUCCUCCAAAAUAUCGCCAAGCCGUCAGAUUCGAGAAACGGCAGAUCGGACGCUUGCCAUUGCUGCAAAGGGCCGUACUAGGUGGAGCCGAGCCAUUCUAGCGAGCCGCCGAUCAACCACGUUAAAGAAGGUCAAACGGGCCGGUUUGUAUCGGCUUCGGAAACCCGCUCAUACGAAACUGGUUCGGGCCACGAAGCGUUCAUCGGAAAACAAGACCCCGGCAAUAGAAAGAAGGGUUUUGGCUCUAGGUAGGUUGAUUCCCGGCGGCCGGAAAAUGGGUUUGCCGGUGCUUUUAGAGGAGGCCGGUGACUACAUAUCGGCGCUAGAGAUUCAAGUCAAAGCUAUGAGAGCUAUAGCUGAGUUGAUCGGCUCCGCGCAGCCGUCCGAUCGUCAAGAGAUGCAAUAAUUGGUUUGUUCUCUCUUUGCUCUUAGGUUUUUUUGGGCGGCCUUGACAAUGGUAUUAUAUCAUAUCGAAAUUCUUGUAUUUUAUUGUAUACAUCAUGUAUGUAUGUCACAUAUAUAAUUAAUGUCUCAUCAUUUAAUA
Amborella trichopoda is the source of this 1103-nucleotide messenger RNA. RefSeq names its product basic helix-loop-helix (bHLH) DNA-binding superfamily protein. The record is from RefSeq and is a predicted model, not a curated record. Lineage: Eukaryota; Viridiplantae; Streptophyta; Magnoliopsida; Amborellales; Amborellaceae. Gene Ontology annotation, biological process: regulation of DNA-templated transcription.